Messenger RNA from Wallemia mellicola CBS 633.66, 1209 nucleotides. RefSeq names its product actin-related protein (gene Act1p). The record is from RefSeq and is a predicted model, not a curated record. NCBI's taxonomy places the organism in Eukaryota, Fungi, Basidiomycota, Wallemiomycetes, Wallemiales, Wallemiaceae. The transcript has 8 exons. The coding region runs from base 1 to 1140 and encodes 379 amino acids.
AUGGACGGGGAUGUGUUAGUAAAUGCACCAGUUGUUAUAGAUAACGGCUCUGGUACUAUCAAAGCUGGGUUCGCAGGCGAAGAUCACCCUAGCUGCUUCUUUCCUUCACACGUUGGUAGACCAAAACAUGCGAGAGUUAUGGCUGGUAGCUUAGAAGGAGAACAAUUCAUCGGAAGGAAAGCACAAGAACUGCGCGGUUUACUCAAAAUUAAAUACCCAAUGGAGCACGGAAUAGUGACAGAUUGGGAAGAUAUGGAGAAAAUCUGGUCUCACAUCUAUACAGAUGAACUCAAAGCUCUCUCUGAAGAACAUCCCGUUCUGCUCACGGAAGCUCCACUCAAUCCGCGACAAAAUCGAGACAUCGCUGCACAAAUAUUCUUCGAAACCUUCAACGUACCAGCUUUGUUCACAUCAGUACAGGCAGUCCUUUCGUUGUAUUCUUCUGGUAGAACAACAGGAUUGGUUUUAGACUCAGGUGAUGGUGUUACCCAUGCCGUACCUGUAUAUGAAGGUUUCAGUAUGCCACAUGCUAUCAGAAGAGUCGAUGUUGCGGGAAGGGAUGUCACCUACAACUUGCAAAUGCUCCUAAGGAGGUCCGGAUUCAAUUUGACGACGUCAGCUGAAUUAGAAGUUGUGAGAACAAUCAAGGAGAAGUGUUGCUACGUUGCUCUCAAUCCACUUAAAGAGGAGAAAGAGGCUGCUAGUAGGGGUGACAAUGCACGCAAAGAAGAAUUCAAGCUACCUGACGGUAAUACAAUCAAACUGGGUCCUGAAAGAUUCAGAGCUCCAGAGAUUCUCUUCAAUCCAGAGCUAGUCGGCUUAGAGGAUGCAGGUGUGCACCAGGUCGUCGUUGACUCAAUAAACAGGUCAGAUCUUGACCUUCGGAAGGCCUUAUUUGGAAACAUAAUUUUAUCUGGUGGAUCAACCUUAACGAAAGGCUUCGGUGAUAGAUUGUUGGCAGAUGUCAAGCGACUAGCACUCAAGGAUGUCAAGAUUAAAAUAUAUGCUCCUCCUGAACGUAAAUACUCAACAUGGAUCGGUGGUUCUAUUUUGGCAGGUUUGAGUACAUUCAAAAAGAUGUGGAUAUCAGCUGAAGCAUUUGCUGAGGACCCAGAUAUAGUACAUAAAAGAGCCUUCUAGGCACAGAUUAAUUUAUACCCAAUUAUAUUAUAUGUGCAAAUGAUAUAAAUAAAUAUAAUUUUGUUAGAG